Messenger RNA from Lutra lutra (Eurasian river otter), 1409 nucleotides. RefSeq names its product hydroxysteroid dehydrogenase like 2 (gene HSDL2). Bases 142 to 1398 code for a protein of 418 amino acids. The transcript has 11 exons. Lineage: Eukaryota; Metazoa; Chordata; Mammalia; Carnivora; Mustelidae. Gene Ontology annotation, cellular component: mitochondrion. The record is from RefSeq and is a predicted model, not a curated record.
GCCCCUUAUCCCCGCAGGCCUGCGGGGCGGGGCGAGCGUGGAGCGCCCUCUCCGGACAGGACUAAUUAAAGGGGGAAGCCCCGCUUCUCACUGUACGCUCGCUGCAGCUGCUGUGGACUUCACGUCUGCUCUAAGGAAAUUAUGUUACCCAACACCGGGAGGCUAGCAGGAUGUACAGUUUUUAUCACAGGUGCAAGUCGUGGCAUUGGCAAAGCUAUUGCAUUGAAAGCAGCAAAGGAUGGAGCAAACAUUGUCAUUGCUGCGAAGACCACCCAUGCAAACCCCAAACUUCCAGGCACAAUCUUUACUGCUGCUGAAGAGAUUGAAGCAGCUGGAGGAAAGGCCUUACCAUGUGCUGUUGAUGUGAGAGAUGAACAGCAAAUCAGUGAUGCGGUGAAGAAAGCAGUGGAGCGAUUUGGAGGAAUUGAUGUUUUGGUGAAUAAUGCCAGUGCUAUUAGUUUGACCAACACAUUGGAAACACCUACAAAGAGAGUGGAUUUGAUGAUGAAUGUCAACACCAGAGGCACCUUUCUGACAUCUAAAGCUUGUAUUCCUUACUUGAAAAAGAGUAAAAUUGCUCAUAUCCUCAAUCUCAGCCCACCACUGAACCUAAAUCCCAUGUGGUUCAAACAGCACUGUGCUUAUACCAUUGCUAAGUAUGGUAUGUCUAUGUGUGUGCUUGGAAUGGCAGAAGAAUUUAAGGGUGAAAUUGCAGUGAAUGCAUUAUGGCCAAAAACAGCCAUCCACACCGCUGCUAUGGAUAUGCUGGGAGGAUCUGGUAUUGAAAGCCAGUGUAGAAAAGUCGAUAUCAUCGCAGAUGCUGCCUAUUCAAUUUUUAAAAAGCCAAAGAGUUUUACUGGAAACUUUAUUGUUGAUGAAAAUAUCUUAAGAGAAGAAGGAAUACAUAAUUUUGACAUCUAUGCAAUUAAACCAGGCCAUCCUUUGUUACCAGAUUUCUUCUUAGAUGAACACCCAGAUACAAUUAUCAAGAAAGUGGAAUCACAUGAUGCUCUUCCAGAAUUGAAACAAGAGAAGUCACAGCCACCACCAAAACCACGUUCUGGAGCCGUGGCAGAAACAUUUAGAAUCGUUAAGGACUUCCUCAGUGAUGACCUUGUUAAAGCCACUCAAGCAAUUUAUCUGUUUGAACUCUCAGGUGAAGAUGGUGGAACAUGGUUUCUUGAUCUUAAAAGCAAAGGUGGGAAUGUCGGAUAUGGAGAGCCCUCUGAACAGGCAGAUGUGGUGAUGAGUAUGUCUACUGAUGAUUUUGUAAAAAUGUUUUCAGGGAAACUAAAACCAACAAUGGCAUUCAUGUCAGGAAAAUUGAAGAUUAAAGGAAACAUGUCCCUAGCAAUCAAAUUGGAGAAGCUAAUGAAUCAGAUGAAUGCCAGGCUGUGAAGGAAAAGGGG